Molecule: messenger RNA, 497 nt
Organism: Paramecium pentaurelia
Lineage: Eukaryota; Ciliophora; Oligohymenophorea; Peniculida; Parameciidae
Source: the annotation of a GenBank genome assembly
AUGAGCAACAACUAUUCAAAGGAAAAUGAUAAUGCUGAUGCUUUAGAGCAUUAUUCAAGAAGCCAAGUAAAAGUAUUUAAUGGAAUCGUUUUUAGGAGUUCAAAAUGAAUUAUAGAACAGAAGAAGCAUUAUUAGAAGUUAAUAAUGCUUUAAAUCUUAAUCCUAAAUUUGCAGAAGCCUACACUUUAAGAAGUUAAAUUCUUUAAAUAUCAAUUUAGGUGAAUUAUACGAAAAAAUGAAAUUAUAUGAUUAGGCAUUGGAAGAUAUAAAUUAUAGCAUAUCCAUAAACAAUAAUAAUGCUGAAAGUUAUUAUUAAAGAGGUUUAAAUAUAAUUUUUGAAUUUAAGCAACAAUUUAUUGGAGAAAAUAAUUAUUUGAUGAAGCAUUGGAAGAUUGCUAGACCUGUUUGGAGAUUAAUACAAUUUUUUCGAUGGCCUAUAAUAGAAUUGGUAGUAAUAAUAUAUAUAAAUUAUAAAGGUAGUAUUUUUGAUGAUAUGA